Alligator sinensis (Chinese alligator) is the source of this 2772-nucleotide messenger RNA. It is a transcript of the gene SLC26A11, whose product is annotated as solute carrier family 26 member 11. Gene Ontology annotation, molecular function: secondary active sulfate transmembrane transporter activity. The coding region runs from base 1 to 1824 and encodes 607 amino acids. The record is from RefSeq and is a predicted model, not a curated record. Gene Ontology annotation, biological process: transmembrane transport. The transcript has 16 exons. Lineage: Eukaryota; Metazoa; Chordata; Crocodylia; Alligatoridae. Gene Ontology annotation, cellular component: membrane.
AUGCCUUGCAGACGGGUGCACGGGAGCGCCAUUCUGGAGGUUAAGGCAGAUAUUCAAGGCAUAUCUGUAAGGCAUAUAAGACCUAUACCUUACGGACACUGUAGUGAGGAACGGCUUGCAGCCGACCACGCUCUGCCCGUUGAUCUCGUGCCGAGCAGCGAGGGCCCUGGGACGCCUCCGUGGCGGGAGCAUCCGCCAGCCCGGGCCCUGGCAGGGCUGAAUGCUCUCUUUGUCCUCGCACAGUACGGUCUCUAUUCCUCUUUCGUGGGCUGCUUCGUUUACUGCCUCCUGGGCACCUCCAAAGACGUGACGCUGGGCCCCACGGCCAUUAUGUCGCUGCUGGUCUCUUCAUACGCCUUCCACGACCCUGCCUACGCCACCCUGCUCGCCUUCCUCUCGGGCUGCAUCCAGCUAGCCAUGGGCCUCCUGCACCUGGGUUUCCUGCUGGACUUCAUUUCCUACCCCGUCAUUACAGGCUUUACGUCAGCUGCUUCAGUCACCAUUAGCUUCAGCCAGGUCAAGAACAUCCUGGGGCUGCACGGCAUCCCACGGCAGUUCUUCCUGCAGGUGUACGAGACUUUCCGGCGCAUCGGGGAGACCAGGGUCGGGGAUGCCACCCUGGGGCUGGCCUGCCUGGUCGUGCUCACGGGGCUCAGGUGCAUGAAGGGCCACGUCCCCCGGGGCUGCCAGAUGGAGCCGCUGCUGGUCAGGAUGGGUCAUCUGAUCGUCUGGGCCACGGCGACAGCCCGCAACGCCCUCGUGGUCCUGUUUGCUGGCCUGGUUGCCUACUCGUUCCAGGUGACAGGCUCCCAGCCCUUCGUGCUCACCGGGGAGACGCCCAAGGGGCUGCCUCCCUUCCAGCCGCCUCCUUUCUCCAAGGUCACGGCCAACGGCACCGUCCCCUUUGGCGAGAUGGUUCAGGACCUGGGAGCUGGGCUGGCCGUGGUGCCACUCAUGGGCCUCCUGGAGACCAUCGCAAUCGCCAAGGCCUUUGCCUCGCAGAAUAGCUACAGAAUCGACCCCAAUCAGGAGCUGCUGGCCAUGGGCUGCACCAACCUCCUGGGCUCCUUCGUCUCAUCCUACCCGGUCACGGGCAGCUUUGGGCGGACUGCAGUGAAUGCACAGUCUGGUGUGUGCACCCCAGCCGGGGGGCUGGUCACAGGGACCUUGGUCCUGCUCUCCCUGGCCUACCUGACCUCCUCCUUCUACUACAUUCCCAAGGCGGCGCUGGCUGCCGUCAUCAUCGGGGCCGUGGCUCCCAUGUUUGACGCCGGGAUCUUCAGGACGCUGUGGCGUGUUAAAAAGCUCGACCUCGUGCCGCUGUGCGUGACCUUCGUGCUGUGCUUCUGGGAGGUGCAAUACGGCAUCGUGGCUGGCAUCCUGGUCUCGGGGAUCCUCCUGCUCUACACCAUUGCCAGGCCCCCAAUAGAGGUCUCCGAGCAGGGGGUGCUUCUCCUGCAGCCUGCGAGCGGCCUGCACUUCCCAGCUGUCGAGCACCUCCGGGAAGCCGUGCACCAACGGGCGCUGGCAGGGUCACCAGCGCGCUGCGUCGUCCUGGACUGCACACACAUCAGCAGCAUCGACUACACGGUCGUGCGGGGGCUGGCGGACCUGCUGCAGGAGUUGCUCAAGAAGGGCAUCUCCCUCGUCUUCUGCAGCCUGCAGCCUCAUGUUCUCCAUGUCUUGCUGUCUGCGAACCUGGAAGGAUUUCAGCAUUUCCCCAGCCUGGAGGAGGCAGUAGAGCAGGAGCUGCAGGGCAGCCAUCGGGUCCUCUUCCAUGAUGCCGACGAGACCACGCUGCUGACGCCAGGGCUCAUCCAGUGAGAACAUGGCUCUGGCCAUCCCGCCAUCUGCCCCCCGCUGCCACCCAGGGCUGCUUUGGGGGGCUCUGGAAGAAGGAUGCGUGCCAGCGCUCCCGGUCUGCUCCUGGGGCACUUCCAGGCAACACAGCUGGAGGGGAGGGAACGCUCCUCUAGGCAACACUACACGCGACGGGAAGAAAACGCAUCUCACCCGGCUGCGGCUCUCUUGUUUCUCUGUUGUAGGGGGCACCGAGAGCCUGGCGCUAGCUGGGGCUGGGGAGCUUAGCUCUGCCUGGGGGCAGCGCGGAGGCAUUGCCUUGCGCGCACUUUAGCGUCCCCCUUGUUUGCGGGAUGGAGGGGACGAUGCCUGAGAAUCGUGCAAAGCUCCUUGCAGGAAGAAGGCAGGGAGACGCCAGCCCUGCCACCUGCCUGUAGGUUGAGGAUGGUCCACAUUGAGACCUGGCAGAGGGGCAGCAAGUCUGGGGCGCUCUGGCCGUGGCCACCACUCAUCCGGAGGGCUCGGUGAGGGCGCUGGCACGUUGUAGACAAGGAAGGGGACUCCUGGAAGCGAGCUGGUGGGCAGAUGGGUGGAGGUGGCCUUUGGGCACUGUGUGCAGGUCUCUGGGGUUGUCUUUGCUCUUUGUUGUCGAUCCCCUGCACACCACAUCUCUGCAUGUGCUUCGCCUGUGUGGUGGGCCGGGGUCUAGUGCUUAGCUUUGGGCAGUUGGGCUUGAUGUGGCCCUGCUCCCCGCAGUUAUAGCACCCCCUCCUUUCCCAAUUGGGUGGUCUGUCCGAGUCUGGGGCCGCCUUGCGCUCGGCAGGAGGUGGCCCUCUUUCCCCUUUUUGACCUGGGCCUCCCUUCCCCCCUCUUUGCUCCUUCCCAGAGUAGGGGGGCUGCUCACGGUUUAGCAACAGUCGGUCUGCAAUUUCUGCGGCCUCGUAAGCAUCUUUGGGGUCCCUGUCCCUGACC